Branchiostoma floridae (Florida lancelet) is the source of this 697-nucleotide messenger RNA. RefSeq lists its product as uncharacterized. The coding region runs from base 137 to 439 and encodes 100 amino acids. The transcript has 4 exons. The record is from RefSeq and is a predicted model, not a curated record. Lineage: Eukaryota; Metazoa; Chordata; Leptocardii; Amphioxiformes; Branchiostomatidae.
AGAGCCCCGUAAAUCGCCACUCCCCACUUCUGCUUCUAGACCCGAGAAGAAGUGUUGAAGAAAGAAGACUCCAGACGACUGCAGUCUCACCGCAAACGUCCUGACAAGAAACUCAAGUCCAUCAGACCGCUGAAAGAUGAAGAUAUCCAUGUGUCUGGUUCUGCUCGGCUGCCUCGCGCUCGCCGCGGCCUUCCCUGCCCCGCGUGAGGAGGGUCUGCAAGGCCUGCUGACUGAGAUAGAAGACUUGGUGGCCGGGAUAGAAGAACAACUGGAGAUGGAGAAGCGAGACCAGCCUGAUGAAGAUGAGGACCUGGAGGCUGAGGCAGAAGACUUGCGGGAGCUGGAGCUGAAAAAGCGCAGCGUUCAGGAAUAUGUCAACUGCUUAAAUUACUGCAAGGACACACGCUGCGCAAAGGGCUGCGAGGUCCUUCUUAGGUAAAGCUUUGUGCAUGAUUACUCUCCUGCAUAAUUGCAGUAGGCCCUUCAGGUGUAUGUCUCCCUGGGGAUAAAACACUACGAGAAAAACAAGAAAAUGACACUCAAUAUCACUUCUGUAUUCCUCAACAAUGAGCGGAAUCUUAAUUACAUACUCCAAAGGGGUUUGCUACCAAUCAUAAUUGUCAGUUACGACAAUACACCUUUCUCACGCGGCGGCCAUGAUAGAUCUAAAACGAGUUCAAUGUGGCAAACAAAAGGC